Bursaphelenchus xylophilus (pine wood nematode) is the source of this 13547-nucleotide messenger RNA. NCBI's taxonomy places the organism in Eukaryota, Metazoa, Nematoda, Chromadorea, Rhabditida, Aphelenchoididae. The record is from the annotation of a GenBank genome assembly.
AUGGAUGAUGAUCAACAGCCAUGCUCGUCGAGGGAUAUGACGGCCGAAAAAGAGAAGAGAAAAGAGGAAACUGUUAUACUAGAUAAGAAUUUGUCGGACUGCGCUAAGAAGUACAAUCUGAGCAAGAUGAAUGUCAAGGAUAUUAUUCAGGUAAUGCCUGGUCGAUUUAGCAAUAGAUCAGGGAGAAAAAAACGAGGAAAGUAAAAAAAAAUUUUUGGGAGUUUUUGGAGUCGGAGUUGGACGAUCUGGGGAAACCGAAAAGUAUUAUUUUUCUUGAGCAUUUUUGUAUUCCAAGAUAUACAAAAAUAUACCAAGACAUACAAAAUCCGCAAGAUUUGCUCAAAUUUUUAUAUUAUCCGUGAUGAUUGAUAAAAAUUUGAUUUUUUUUGCCGCAGAAUUUUACCAGUUCGUUGAUUUUAGUCUCAAACAUAACAGUAACAAGUCUUACAUAGCAAAAACUCUAUAUAACAAACAAAUACCGCAAACGCCAUCCAAUUUUUUGUACAACAUGACUCCCUGCCAAGAUCUACUCCAAAGAAACUGGGACGAUUGGGGAAAGUAUUGUUUUUCUUCGAUGCAAGUGUCGAAUUAGGAUAAUCGAGGGUGCUGAUUUCGAAAAUGACAUUCAUUUUUUUGAUCUUUACUUUUUUCUUUAAGUAGUACUGUAAAGUAGUAAUUUUUUGAUUUUUUUCAUUAAUACUCGAUUUGGGGGUUUUCAAUGGUGCUGAUUUCGAAAAUCUUAUUCAUUUUUUUUUUCUGUUUUGAAAGCAGCACCAUCGAAAACCCCUAAAUCGAGUAUUCAUGAAAAAAAAUCAAAAAAUUACUGCUUUACAGUACUACUUAAAGAAAAAAGUAAGGAUGAAAAAAUAUAUAUAAAUGAAUGUCAUUUUCGAAAUCACCACCCUCGAUUAUCCUAAUUCGACACUUGCAUCGAAGAAAAAUAUUGCUUUUCGGUUUCCCCAAUCGUCCCAGUUCCUUUGGAGUUGAUCUUGGCGGGAGUCAUGUUGGACAAAAAAUUGGAAGGCGAUUGUGGUAUUUGUUUGUUAUAAAGAGUUUUUGUUAUGUAAAAGACUUUUUAUUGUUAUGUUUUGGACUAAAAUCAAUGGUCUGGUAAAGUUUUGCGACAAAAAACGUCAAAUUUUUAUUAAUCAUCAUGGAUAAUAUAGAAAUUUGGGCAAAACUUGUGCAUUUUUUUAUAUCUUGGCAAAAAUUAGAGAAUAUAUAAAUUUUCAAGUCUUUUUUGACAAUUUGAUCUUCAGAGCAUCUGCAAAGACCCGAACAUUUUGGCGUCGCUUCUCAAAGAAGAUCCGGAUGCCCUGGAGAACUUGAGAUUGACCAGAUCCCGCCUAAAAGAGCUGGAAACCUCGACCCAACUCAAAUUCGAGUUCCUCAAGUUCAAACCGUUGGAUGUGCGGCCGGAGGAGUGGGUGGACGACGAGGAAGAGGAGAGCUCCGACGAUUAUCAGCCGGAAGGAGAAGAUGAUGAUGAUGAAGAUUUUAAUGAUGAAGAGGAGGAAGAUGGCGUGGAAGAGGAGGCAAAUGAGGAGAGCAAUGAUGUGGUAGGCUUUUUGGGGAGUUGGACUUAUUUUUUUGAGGGAUUUUAUAUUGUUUUAGAUAUUAGACUUGAUGAAUUUUCGAAUUUUUGUUAGAGCUCGCGGGAGAGUUGUCGGAUCUGAAUGAAACUUGGAGACAAUGAAGAUUAAAGGUUUCUGCAGAACUGUUAGCGAUUUAAGACCGAGAUAUACGAUAUUCAUUGUGUUAUGGACCUUUAAAAUGAGAUUUUUUCGAAAUUUUCGUCUUUUUUGAAAUUUUCAAAUUUCAGGAGGCAGAAGACGUCCAAGCCUUGGAGAGCACGGCGAAUGGCGCUUUCUACUUCGACGUGGACCCUAUGCUGAUCUCCACCAAGCCCCCAGAGUACGUAGAUUUUCUCAAGGGCUGUUUCAAAGAGACCGAGUCCAACGAUGCGGAGGAAGAAGAUAUGGACCCGGAUUUUGAUGAGAAUUUCCUAAACGAAGACGAUGACUUCUUCGAACGCUAUGGGAGAACGUCGAGAAUACCCGAGGAUGAGGUGGAUUUGCUCUAUCGCGACGCCUACGACGAAAGUGACGUCACUUUAAUGGAUCUGGAUGUUCCAUUGGCCAUAACUCCUUGCAAAGACAUGAUGACGGAAGAGGAGAGGACUGAAAGCAAUGUAAGUGGGGUCUGGAAGGAGUGAGAGUUAAGUUUGAAGUGAUUUUGAAAAUUUUUUUUCGGGAUUUUGAAAAAUUUUUGCAAUUUUUGCGAAAAUUUUGGUUUUUUUUUUGAUUUUUUUGUGGGUUAUUGUGGAAUAAUCGAAUUGAAGAUGGUGGAAAUGUGGCGUGGAAGAAAAAUUGAUCAAUAUGGACUUGAUUUUUCUCCAUUUUUGAUACUUUUUCAUCAAAAAACAUCAAAAAUUUGCGAUUUUUCCCCCGAUUUUCGAAUUUUUUGAGAUUUUUUUUUGAUUUUCACUUUUUAAAUUGAAAAAUAAAUAAGAUUGAAUAUUUCAGACACACUCUUCACCCAUUAGACCUCUCUCUCGCACCAAAAUCACCACUCCGAAACCCUCCCCUAAGGCAGUGUUACCUAAAACAAAGAAGCCUCCAAUUGUGAUCAAGGACUCGUCGAAAAAGUCGUGGUCGCUUCUGAAACGCCACUCGGAACUGGCACAGUUCACGGCAGAGGAAAUUCAGGCAUUGAAAGUGCAGUUUGAACAGGUAAUCCGGGGUUUUGAGGAUUUUUAGGUAAUAUUUUGGAUUUUUUGGGAUUUUUAAAAUUUUUUUUGAAAGUAUAGGGAGUGAAAAUAAGUUUAAAUUGAAUUUGAAGUCAAUUUAUGACCUCAGGCUUUGAAUCCACCUGAUUUUUUUGUCCUUGAACGAUGAAUUUUGAGAUUUUUUGAAAUUUUUUGGAUUUUUUUGAAAUUUUUUGAAUUUUUGUCAAAAUAAGGGCUUCAAAAAUUUCUCAUGGACGUAUUUUACAUUUUUUUUUAUAAUUUUACACCUAGAAAUUGGUUUUCAGCACCUCCAAUUGAUCACUCAAGUGGCCCUUUUGACCAAGGAUGAGCCUCGAUUUGUGAAGCAAAGAAACACCUCAAUGCGAAUGUUGGUAAGAAAAAUUUGAUAUUUAUAAAUUUUAUGCAACAUUCUGGACUGGUUUCUAUGAUUUGGAAAAGGAUUUGGGAAUUUUGAAAACUUUUUUGCCAUGGAUAAUAUCGGUGAUGGAGAAGAUAAAUUUUGAUGAGUUUUGGAUGGAAAAAUGUAGAAGAGUAGUUUUCAUGAGCUGCUGGAUGGGUUGGAACAAAAGAUUUGGAAAAAAGAAGGCAAUUUUGUCGAGUUUUUGGAUAUUAUCCAUCAUGGAUAAUAUAAAAAGUUCUCACAUUUUGCCGGAAAGUUUUUGAGAAUGAUUUAUUUUAGGCUUUUAUAGAUCUUAUGUGAAGUUUGAGGGGAUUUGAAUGUGGUUUGGGGAAAUUUUUUUUUGUUAGCCAUCAUGGAUAAUAUAAAAAGUUCUCAAUUUUUGCCGGAAAGUUUUUGAAAAUGACUUAUUUUGGGCUUUUAUAGAUCUUAUGUGAAGUUUGAGAGGAUUUGAAUGUGUUUGGGAAAAAAAUUUUUUGUUGUCCAUCAUGGAUAAUAUAAAAAUUUUGUUUUUUUUUCAAAAAGCUUGGUUGAUUAUUAUUGGAUUGAUGUCUAGAAUCAUUUUUUUAUGCUAAAAAAUACACUUUUCAGUACGAACUGGACCAGAAACAGCUGUCCGCCCCACCCAAUUCGAUAUAUCUUCAAGUUUCGAAUAUAGAAUCCGCCAUAAACAGUGUGAACGAAAUCGAAACCUUUGACGAAAACCUCUACGAUAAGUCGCUGUGCUCGCAAAUACGCGAUAAGCUCGCCAUGACUCAAUUUAACCUACCUUCGACACUAGUCUUGGCCAAUUCUUUGGCCAUAAAAUUCCCGAAUUUGUUGCCUCAAAAUGGCCCCCAAACGAAGCCGAAUUGCUCCUCGAGUGGCCAUUUCCUCCCCUCCGAGCAAUUCCUCCUCGCUCUGGCCAUCUUCGAGAUGGCCCAUGUGCCCCAUUCGACCGGUGGAAGCAGCCAAAAAGUCUCGAAAUAUCAGCAAAUUUCCGACUCAUUUCUACCCAAUAAAACCUCAACUCAGAUCAGAAAUUAUAUGAAGAAUAUUCGAAUCGGAACCCUCAAGAACCCACUUCAUCAAAUGGCCGUAAACGCCGAGAAUGGCAUCUGGAAUGUGGAGUUUGUCUUCGAUAAUGGAGAGAACGCCCGCACCGACAGACCCCUCGAUUGGCCAAUGGAGGUCAAAAACACACCGUAUUGGCUGAGAGUAGGGAUUUUUUUGGGGAAUUUUGAAGGAAUUUUUUGGUAAGGGGGGACCAAGGCUAUUUUUUCGGAAAAAAAUUAUUUUUUUUGGAAAGUAUUUAUUUUAAGCACACCGUAUUGGCUGAGAGUAAGAUUUUUUGGGGAAUCUUUGGCGAUUUUUGGAGAAUUUUUGGGAUUUUCUGAAGGAAUUUUUUGGAAAAUUUUGGUAAGGGGGGACCAAGGCAAAUUUUUUGGAAAAAGGUGAAUUUUUUUUGGAAAGUGUUGAUUUUUCUGGAGGAAAAAUAGUGGAUUAGGAGUAUCAAAAGUGACCGUAUUGGCUGAGAGUAGGAAUUUUUUGGGGAAUCUUUGGCGAUUUUUUGAAGGAAUUUUCGGGAUUUUUUUGGAGAAUUUUUGGUAAGGGGGGACCAAGGCAAAUUUUUUUGGAAAAAGUGGGGUUUUUUUUUGGAAAAUAUUGAUUUUUUGGAGGAAAAGAGAUGAGGUUUGGAGAAAAAAGUAUCAAAAGCUAUAUAUGGUACCACCGUAUUGGCUGAGAGUAGAGAUUUUUGGGGAAUUUUUGGCGAUUUUUGAAGGAGUUUUGGGAUUUUUUGGGAAAUUUUUGGUAAGGGGGGACCAAGGAAAAUUUUUUGGAAAAAAAUGAUUUUUUUUUUGGAAUAAAUUUAUUUGUUCGACGAAAAGUAGUAGAUUUUGUAGUAUCAAAAGUUACCGUAUUGGCUGAGAGUGAGGAUUUUGUGUCGAGUUUUUGUGGGAAUUAUUUUUGGAAAUUUUUUGGUAAGGGGGGACCAAGGCAAAUUUUUCGGAAAAUGAAUUUUUUUCGGAAAAUUUUGGUUUUGCUGACUAAAAAUAGUUGAUUUAGCAUUUUCAAUGCGAAAAUUUUGAUUUUGAGAGAAAAGUAUCAAAAGUGAUCCAUGAUACUUUUUGAAGGUGUCAAAAGUUAUCCCAUCGGAAAUCUGGUUAAAAUUCAAAUUGAUCGUGAAUUCGUUUUGAUUUUUUUGAAGAGAACUCCAUAAAACCUCAAAAAGUAUCAUGGAUAACUUUUAAAAGUAUCAAAAGGUAUCAUGUUUAAAGUUGGUUUUUUUGUUUAAAAAUAAUUUUUUAUUCGCCAUUUACAAUUAUUUGAGUAAGAUUCUAAGUAUUUUUUUGCUUUUUUCAGGUGAUUCAGACCUUAUAUUCGACAAUUCCGUAUCAACCAGUACUCGAAAAUAAGGUCUACAACACGCUGAGAGUGAAAAUCGAGCUCGCCAAACAGCCGAUCAAAGACAAUUCGGCCUCAUUGCGCAGCAAAAGAGUGGUCCUUUCGAGGAAUGAGCAGCGGAUUUUGCGCGAACAAUUCCAAUGCCAUCUACAGCUGGUAUGUCAACAAGUAAUCGCCUGCCACGACGACCCCAACUUCAUUUCGGCGGCGAAUAAAAACACAUUAAUGCUUCAUGACCUGGACCGCCGAUUUGGCCAAAAACAAACGGGAUUCUUCGAUCAGGAACAGCUGAACGACGCGAUUUUGGCUUGCCAUCAGAUCAAGGUGGUGAAGAUGAAAAAUGAUGAGCAGAAGCUCAAAGAAGAGCUGGAAUGUAAGGAUUUGAGGUUGGAAUGAUAAUAGAGAGUUUUGAAUAGUAAUUGGCCAAGUUGGAGACUUGGCAAACGAUUUUUGACAGGUUGAAACAAGUUUUUUUCGAUGAACCUAAAGUAAGGUCGGAAAUGGAGAAAAAUUGGAUAGAAAAGAGAUAAAAAAGGUAGUUUGAGGAGAGGAAAAUAAAAUACAAGGUAGAAAAAUUGUUUAUCUUGAGGUUGAGGCGUUAAUUUGCUUUUUUGAAAGUCGAUUUUUUGAGAAUUUUCAUGUUUUUCGAUGGUUUUUUGAGGAAAAAUGAAAAAUUUUUGAAAAAUUGGAAAAAAAAUUUUUGAAGAAUUAAUUGUAGCUGUUAAUAGGAAAUUUUAAGUAGUGUGGAUAGAGUUUAGAUUAAAUUUGGAGGAGAAAUUUAGCUUUUUUUAAAUCGAAAAAAUUUCAAAAAAAUUUUUUUUGAAAAAUUUGAUUUUUUUUUGGUUUUUGAUGGAUAAAACAAGAUCCAUCUGCCUCAAAAAUGCAUGAUAUGGGGAUUUUAUUACAGUACACACCUUGGCGAACCAAAAAAAUGCGAAAAUUCUAUUACAGCGAGGGACCUGAUCCAGUGGCAAAAAACGUAGCAUUUUGCAUCCAGGAAGUAUCAAAAAAUGUGGCAAAAUACCUCGCUUUCCAAGUGGAAAAACUCCGAUUUCAAAAGCGCACCCGCUGUUUUUGUAAGGGAGCCUUCAAAAAGAGAUUUUUUGGUUGGAGAGGGAGGCAUUUUGCCACAUUUUUGAUACUUCCCCGAUGCAAAAUGGUACGUUUUUUGCCACUGGAUCAGGUCCGUCACUGUAAUAGAAUUUUUGUAAUUUUUUUGGUUCGCCAACGUGUGUACUGUAAUAAAAUCCCCCAUAUAAUGCAUUUUUGAGGCAGAUGGACCUUGUUUUAGACAUCAAAAACAAAAAAAAAAAUAAAAUUUUUCUAAAAAAAUUUUUUGAAAUUUUUUCGAUUUUUUAAAAAAAAACUAAAUUUUUUUUCUAAAUUUAAUCCAAACUCUAUCCACAUUACUUAAAAUUUCCUAUCAAUAGCUACCAUUAACUUUUCAAACAAAUUUUUUCCAAUUUUUUCAAAAAUUUUUCAUUUUUCCUCAAAAACGAUCGAAAAAACAUGAAAAUUCUCAAAAAAUCGACUUUGAAAAAAACAAAUUAACGCCUCAUCCUCAAGAUAACCAUUUUUUCUACCAUUCACCUAAUUUUCCCGGCCUGACACUACUUUUUUAUCUCCUUUCCAUCGACUUUUUCUCCAUUUCCGACCUUACUUUAGGUUCAUGGCCCAAAUUAAAGCGAAAUUUGCAGUUGUGGGAUGGAAACUCCCUCAGGCAAUGGUCCUGGCCAACUCCAAGGCCCUCAAAUUCCCCGACCUUUUGCCCGUCCACCUGCCGCGACGUCAUCCCCAAUCCGGCGUUUUUUUGCCAUCGGAAAAAAUGCUCCUUUCCCUUGGACUCUAUGCCCUAAAUCACUACCCAGAACCCAAAAAAUCGGAAUUCAACUUCAAAAAUAAGUACCUCAUCGACUUGUUCUUGCCCAACAAGUACAUGAACAGCAUCAAUUCCACCAUCAACCACGCCAGGAACAUGAAAAUCGAGGAAAGGUCCAUCUACGAGGACCUGCUGCUCAUGGCGAUGGAGGGAAAAUGGCUCGGAAAGGUGGAAUUUAAGCACGGCACCCCGAAAAGAGACCCACCCGUGUGCUGGGACAACAUCACAGUCCCACAUUGGCUGAAACUCAUGCAGAAAUACCGAAAGACAGCCGAAGGAACAAGGGAACAACAAAAAACACCAACAAUUUCAAGUGCAAUAUGUUUGGGGAGUCCGGAGAUCCAAAAAAUGGCCGAAGAUCUGGCGGGAAGUGGUCGGAAUCGAGAGAAUGGAGGGAAAAUUUUUGUGCUGGAACAAGAUUCGGACCAAACUGCCGCAGGGAAUUUGGGUAUAACCCGAGAAAUUGGAGCACCCCCCAUUGGUGGGCCUAAAAUAAUAUCGAUCGGAAAUACCCCUCAAAGCAGUGGAAACCCAAUUGUUUUGGUGGACAACACAGCCACACCUAUCAACUUUACCACUCCUAUCACAAGCCCUCCAAAUGUCAUCGCAAUCCCGCAAAUGACCACUCAAAGUGUACUGGUCCAAAUGCCCGACGGCACCUUUCAAUUGACCCAAAUUCCAGUCAUUCUGCAGGAAAAUUUGGGAAUUGUAAGUUUUUUUGAGCUCAGUAUACCUUACAGAAGGUUUUUUGUCAAAAAGUAUCCAAAAGUAUCCAUGAUACUUUUGAAAAGUAUCAAAAGGUAUCAUAAAAUUUUUGCAGAUUAUAUCUCAAAAUGAGGCUCAGAGUGUCCCAGCGGCCGUCCAGGCGCUACAAACAAUUGAUUUGACUCCAAUGAGAUCAAAUCAACAAGUUAUUAGCAGAAGGAACAGUGAUCUGCCAAGUACAAGUAAAGCGGCCCAAAUUGUUGGUCAAAUUGAGCAUGAAACACCGAGAAAUGGCGAUGAGGAAGAAAUAAUAGGCAUUACAGAGAAGCAGCAAGAAGAAGUUGUGGAUGUUGUGGGUAUUGAUGAAACUGUGAUACCAGAAGAUGAAGGAGAAGAUAAUUUUCCCUCAAAAGGACCGAAAAGACAUGUCACAUGGAACGAUCAAGACCCUCAGAGCACUACGAAACGCCCGAAACAUGCGAUUGACCUGCAGGAAAAGAGGGAUGACGGAAAAACGCCUCAGGGCAAAAAAGUGUCUCAGCUCGUGGAGAAGGUCCAAGAUGCAGGGAGAGGUAAUGCAGAGUGUGAAAAUCCUCAAAACAGAAAGGAAAACGUCUUGGAAGGCGAGGGAAGUGGAGAUUUUAGAGAAGAAGGCAUCUCGGAUAUUACCCAUGAUGAUCAUGAUGAAGUUUUGGAAAAUUCUGGAUGUUUUAAUAGUCCGAGUAGCUUGAAAAAGUCAGUAGAGGAUGCUAGCACAUCAAAGAAGGUUUCAUCAAGCCCUCCGGUCAAAAGAAUGACCGGAAAAGGGCCGUUGGAAAAAGGCGGCCGAACAGAUGAGAUCCCGGCCGAUGGAAAUGAAGAUGGUCCCAGAAGAAGCUCAAAGCUCCCAACGAUCAUAAGAAAACGCCCCGAGGCAGUAAAAGCCUUUAGCUACAGUAGUCCGGCCAAAAAUGUCAAACGCCGCCUAUUUGAAGACCCCAUGGAGAAGGUCGCAAAAAUCCCUAAAAAUUCCGCGGAAAUCUCAACGAAUUUGGUGUCAAAUCGAAGCACAAAUAAUAGAGAAUCGGAUAGUCCGGAAGAGGGCGAGAUUUUGGACGAUUCGGAACAAGAAUUUUCGAAUUUAUCUUGCACUAGACCAACAGGAAAUGACCAAGAAGAAGAUCAAGUUUUGUGCCAUAGAGAAGAGUCCAACAUGUCCGCCACCAUGCAUAGUGAGACGUCGAGGAUGGCCGCGGAGAUUGAACUCAGGCUGGAGAGCGACAAGGAGCAAAUUCCUUCAACUUCCAAGGAUUUCUCGAAACCCCUCCCAAAAAUUGGCCAGAAAAUCGGGGAAAACGGACAAAAUAGUGGAAGUCAAGUGGAUAAUAAUGUGUUUUAUGGUGAGUUUAAAGGUUUAGAGGAUUUUAAAAAAAUUUGAGAAUUAAAAAAAAUUUUUUUUUUGACUGCACUCUGCGAUUUUUUUUGUUGACUGCACUGUGCGAUUUUUUUCGACUGCACUGUGCGAUUUUUUUGACUGCACUGUGCGGUUUUUUUGACUGCACUGUGCGAUCUUUUUUUGACUGCACUGUGCGAUUUGCACUGUGCGAUUUUUUUGACUGCACUGUGCGAUUUUUUUGACUGCACUGUGCGGUUUUUUUGACUGCACUGUGCGAUCUUUUUUUGACUGCACUGUGCGAUUUUUUUGACUGCGCUGUGCAAUUUUUUGACUGCACUGUGCGAUCUUUUUUUUUUUGAUUGCACUGUGCAAUCUUUUUCUAGCUGCACUGUGCGAUCUUUUUUUGACUGCACUGUGCGGUUUUUUUGACUGCACUGUGCGAUUUUUUUGACUGCGCUGUGCAAUUUUUUGACUGCACUGUGCGAUCUUUUUCGACUGCACUGUGCGAUAUUUUUUUGGCUGCACUGUGCGAUUUUUUUUGACGGCACCGUGCGAUCUUUUUUCGUCUGCACUGUGCGGUAUUUUUUGACUGCACUGUGCAGCUUUUUUUUGACUGCACUGUGCGAUUUUUUUGGAUUGCACUGUGCGAUCUUUUUUUAACUGCACUGUGCAAUUUUUUUGAUCGCACUGUGCGAUGUUUUUUUGACUGCACUGUGCGAUAUUUUUUUGGAUGCACUGUGCAGCUUUUUUUUGACUGCACUGUGCGGUUUUUUCGACUGCACUGUGCGAUUUUUUGAGUGCACUGUGCGGUAUUUUUUUGACUGCACUGUGCAAUUUUUUGAGUGCACUGUGCGAUUUUUUUGAUCGCACUGUGCGAAAAUCAAAAUUGGCGAAAAAGCGUCGGAAAAUCGUAUUUUUUAGUCGAUUUUUUGUUGGAAUUUUGCGUAAAGGAAUGUAAGAGAAAAAAAAAUUUGUUAUAGAGAGGGUUUGUUACACGGAGUUGCAAAAAAAAAUUUUUAUUUUUUAAUAAUUUUUUUAAUAAAAUUGUUUAUAGCCAAGCCCUUUGGCGUGUGGUCCAAGAAACCCCGGCGUCCCGAGCAAAUCGAGCGCUGCAUGAGAGGCUUCAACGACCCGAAAAUCGUCACAACAUGGUGCCGAUUGGCGUUGGAAUGCGUGAAAAGAGUGGCGAGAAGGAAGCUGUUCAUGCAUAGAGGAAGAACAAAGGAAUUUAUCGCCGUCAUGAAGGAGAAUAUCAAUGCUGGAGAGGUGAAAAUCAAAAAAAAAUAAAAAAAAAAUUUUUUUGAAAAUUUGAAAAAUUUUUUUUUUGAUAAUUAAAAAAAAAAAUUUUUUUGAAAAUUUGAAAAAAAAAAUUUUUUUUGAAAAUUUGAAAAAAAAAAUUUUUUGAUUUUUUAUGAAAAAAAACUUUUUAAAAUGUAGAUUAGACUUUAAUUAAAAUAUAAAAAAUAUUUUUGGAUUUUCAGAAAUUCGAAAAAUUGAAAAACAUGUUCCCGGAGAAGCUGGACCUGGUCUACUGGAUCAGCUCAAUGCUCGACGAAGCCCACCUCAAAAAGUCUCAAAUUUUGGACGUGGAACGAAGAGAGUGUCGAGAUGCCCUCGACCUGUUUUUACACAUCAAUGUGAGCUUCAAGCCGGCAAAUUUGCAUAUUCAAAUUUUAGAUCUAUUUCACCGGCCAACAGAACACCAUCAUGAUCAGACGCGUGCGAACGGUGAUUGCGGAACGUAAGUGGAAUUUUAAGGAGAUUGGAGAGGAUUUGAGACGGUUUUGUGGCGAUAUAUUACACUUGACAUCAAAAAUUUUAAAAUUUUUUGGAUUUUUUUUUGAAAUUUUCGAAAUUUUUUGAGGUUUUUUGGCUUUUUUGGACAGUUUAGGAGGUUAGAGGAAAUUUUUGGAUGUAUAAAGGUGAUUUCAUGUGAUUUGAGAUAAGAAUAUUAUCCAUGAGAUCAAAAAUUUUUGAAAAAUUUUUGAGAUUUUUUGAAGUUUUGUUAAAUUUUGGUCUUAUUUUGGCCCAUAAACGAAUUGAAAUUGAAACUUAUGAUGUUUGAAGAACAUACGAAGUCAUUUGACAUUAGAAUUUUACUUAUGAAACCGAAAAUUUUUUAAAAAUUUUUGAGAUUUUUUGAAAAUUUUUGCCCAAAAAAUUGGAUUUUUUGAAAAUUUUUUUCUUAUUUUUUAAAAUUUUUAUACUGUUUAGUAAUCACAGUGCACUUUUUUAGACUACAAAAACCCGGAUUCAUUACGAGUGGAGAUCCGAAAAUUACUCGCCGGACUUCAUGAACCCCUCUGGGCCAAGAUAAAACAAUUUUUUCCCGGCGAAUUGUAUCGAGAAAAGUGAGUUUUGAAGUUUAAAAAAUUUUUUGAACCAAAAAAAAGUAAAAGAAAAAUUUUUUUGAAAGUUAUGUUUGUUGCUGAAAACCGAAAUUUUAGUGUCCAAAAUAAUGUCCAUAGAAAAUCUGUGGGCUGAAAAAAAUAGUUCGGGCUUUUUUUUGCCUGAAUUUAACGAUUUUUUGACGGAAUUUUGAUUUUUUUUCAAAAAAAUUAAAAAAAUUUUUUUUUAAAUUUUUCUAAAAAAUCAAAAAAAUCGUUGAUUUAAAAGUCAGAAAUACCCUUUAAAAUAAUAUUUCGCAUUUUUUUUGUCUUAAUUUUCCGAUUUUUUGAAGCAUUUUUUAAUUUUUUCAAAAAAAAAAUAUUAAAAAAUUUAUCGCAAAAAUAAAAAAAAUCGUUGAUUUAAAAGUCAGAAAUAGCCUUAAAAUUAUAUGUCGCAAGCUUUUUUAUUUUAACUUACCGAUUUUUUAAAAGAAUUUUGAUUUUUUUUCAAAUUUUUCCUUUUUAAAAAUUCAAAAUUUUUCCCAAAAAAAUCGGUGUUCCCUCUAAUCUUGCCCUUCCAGAAUCCCCUACCACAAAGCGGAAGUGGUGCCGGUCCGAGUAUUUCUGGCCGCCACCAACCCCCUCUCGCCACGCCCUCAAAAUAUCCGGCCGGAGUUGGUGGACCUGUCGGGCCUGCGGCCGGACCCCGAAUUCCGCCCCAAAAUCCGCAUCCAGAACGGCUGCUUCGCGAAGAGCGAGGGCGACCACCAAUCCUGGAUCAACGUACGCGUCCACAAAGACGAACACAACAUUCUGAAGCGCUACAAACACCUCCUCGACAAGUUCCGACAGUUCAAAAAAGAGGAUGACAAGGAGCUGUUGGAGGCUCUAAAUGCCUCAAAAGCCAACAAAGAAAAGGCCGUGGAGCGGUUCAUGCGGACUCAUAAAGGUAGGCAGCACCUGAUUAUGUAUAUAUUAGAGCCUGGGGCGAAAUUUCGAAAAAAAUUUUUUUUUUUGAAAAUUAAAAAAAAUCGGAUUUUUUUUUAUUUUUUUGCGGAUUUUUCGUAUUUUUUUUUGAAAAUAAAAAUUUUUUUUUGAAUUUUUCGAUUUUUUCGCGGAAUUUUCCGUAUAUUAAGCCUGGGGCGAAAUUUCGAAAAAAUUUUUUUUUGAUUUUUGAAAAAAAAAUGUUUUAAUUUUUCGAUUUUUUCGCGGAAUUUUUGGAUUUUUUUUUUGAAAAUUUUUAAAAAAAUGACGGAUUUUUUUAUUUUAUUUUUUUGAUUUUCGAUAUAUUUUUAAAGAUUAAAAAAAUAAUUUUUGAAUUUUUUUGAAAAUUAAAAAAACUUUUUUUAAAAUUUUUUCGAUUUUUUCGCGUCAAUUUCCGAUUUAUUUUUUAUUUUUUUGAAUUUUUUCGAUACUUUUUGAAAAUUAAAAAAAAUAAUUUCGGAUUUUUUUAUUUUUUUGGAUUUUUCGAUAUAUUUUUUAAAAUAAAAAAAAAUAAUUUUUGAAUUUUUUCGAUUUUUUCUUUGUAUUUUCGGAUUUUUUUUUUUGAUUUUAAAAAAUUUUUUGAUUUUCGAAUUUUUUUUUUCAAAUUUUUUCUUUCAGAAAUGGACAUUGAAGUUGUAAAAAAACGUCUCCAGUACUUGACCGACCUGCUCCAAGAAUAUUACAAGCAACAAAUCGCCAAAAGACAGCAAAUCGAAGCGCCAAAGACCUCAAAAGACAAUUCGUAA